Molecule: messenger RNA, 8144 nt
Organism: Pecten maximus
Lineage: Eukaryota; Metazoa; Mollusca; Bivalvia; Pectinida; Pectinidae
Product: calcium/calmodulin-dependent protein kinase type II delta chain-like
Exons: 20
Coding region: 39-2018 (659 amino acids)
Biological process (GO): protein phosphorylation
Cellular component (GO): cytoplasm; neuron projection
Molecular function (GO): ATP binding; calcium/calmodulin-dependent protein kinase activity; calmodulin binding
Source: RefSeq, a predicted model, not a curated record
GAGAACCUACGAGAUUAGCGGACCAUUUCAGAUUCAAUAUGGCUGCCCAGACUACUACACAGAAAUUUAGUGAUAUAUACGAUCUAAAAGAAGAACUUGGGAAGGGUGCUUUUUCCAUUGUGCGAAGAUGUGUACAGAAAUCCACAAAUUUAGAGUUUGCUGCAAAAAUCAUUAACACAAAGAAAUUAUCGGCCAGAGAUCAUCAAAAGCUUGAAAGAGAGGCAAGAAUAUGUAGGCUAUUAAAACAUCCAAAUAUAGUUCGAUUACACGAUAGUAUACAGGACGAGGGAUUUCACUAUCUUGUAUUUGACUUGGUAACAGGAGGAGAGUUGUUUGAAGACAUUGUAGCCAGGGAAUUCUACAGUGAGGCAGAUGCAAGUCACUGCAUGCAGCAAAUUUUAGAGAGUGUUAACUAUUGUCACCAACAUGGAAUAGUCCACAGAGAUUUAAAGCCUGAAAACCUGUUGUUAGCUAGCAAGGCCAAGGGAGCAGCUGUGAAGUUAGCAGAUUUUGGUCUGGCCAUAGAAAUACAGGGUGAUCAGCAGGCAUGGUUUGGCUUUGCUGGAACUCCUGGCUAUCUGUCCCCAGAAGUCCUGAGGAAAGAUCCCUAUGGGAAACCUGUAGAUAUAUGGGCAUGUGGUGUGAUACUGUAUAUCCUAUUGGUCGGUUACCCCCCUUUCUGGGAUGAAGAUCAACACCGACUUUAUGCUCAGAUCAAGGCUGGGGCUUAUGAUUACCCUUCUCCAGAAUGGGACACGGUCACACCAGAGGCCAAGAAUCUCAUCAACAGUAUGCUGACUGUCAAUCCUGCAAAGCGUAUUAACGCCACUGAGGCUCUGAAGCACCCAUGGAUAUGUCAACGUGAGAGAGUGGCAUCUGUGGUUCACAGACAGGAAACUGUAGACUGUCUGAAGAAAUUCAACGCCAGAAGGAAACUCAAGGGUGCAAUCCUUACUACAAUGCUGGCUACAAGGAACUUCUCUAGUCAGGCUUUACCAGUGACAACCAAGGUCAACGGUGCAGCAGCUAAUGGCAACAUGGCCGCCAAGCUAGCCUCUUCUCUUGUAGUAGAUACUGGAAAACAGGCUGUCCCAACUAGAGAUCCAAACGCGGAGCAAGCUAUGGCACUGAAAGAUACAGUUGAUAACAAAGACAGGCAGAAGAGUCCAUUUGGAUUGACUGGCGAACCUAAAGGGACUGCCAAGUCACCAUUCACCCCACCUCAGGUGAAUAAAGAGUCAGCAACAAUGGCAUCAGUUCUGUUUGGUCAACCUAAGAAAGAGCCUUCAAACUUCCUUGCUGCUUUGGUCUCUGGCCAAGCCAAACAGGAAGUCUCCAAAAAUAUUUCAGUGUUAACAGGACCAGAGACAACUAAAGCAUCUGCCCCUCCUGUAGUUGGACAAACUCAACUGGAUGCCUCGAAGAUAGCCAGCUGUAUGAUGGGUGGUGGCCGUAGUCUGAUGGCGAAGAAGAACGAUGGAAUCAAAGAAUCCACAGACAGUUCAGCCACUAUUGAUGAGUCUGACGACACCAAAGGAAAAAGCGAUAUGGACAGGGGCAUCACUCUGACAGAAUUGCAGAUUAAUGAGACUGCUACUGAUCCUCACAAAACGCCGUGUAGAAAACAGGAUGUGAUCAAACUCACGGAGCAGCUGAUAGCAGCAAUAACUAGCGGCGAUUAUGAAGCCUACACCAAAUUCGUGGAUCCACAUAUGACGUGUUUUGAACCAGAGGCCAUGGGAAACUUAAUAGUUGGAAUGGAUUUCCAUAAGUUUUAUUUUGAUGUACAUACAAAGAACAAUAAACAGAUCAACACUAGUAUAUUAAACCCCCACGUUCAUCUGUUGGGAGAUGAUGCUGCUUGUAUCGCCUAUGUCAGGCUAACUCAGUACAUAGAUAGAAAUGGUCUACCUGUAACAACACAAGCUGAGGAAACCCGUGUCUGGCAGCGUAAGGAUAGUAAGUGGCAGAAUGUUCACUUCCAUCGGUCAGGAAGUCCUUCCGCACCUAACAAAUAGGUCGCAUUGGCUACCCGCCUUACUGUGGUAGGGGGGACCGCAAUGUUGCCAGAAGCAGAGGGACGGAGCCUUGGGGCCUGUUUUUGCUCAUUCUGACACUUGAGAUUUAUAUUUCCAGCUGGUCAUAUUAUCCUCAGUGGCUGCCUAGCCCUGUGGCCUACUGCUGCCAUGCAUUUAUGUGGCCUGCAGGUGGAGCCGUGGAGGAAGGACCUGUCGCUACAACAUAUUGUUUCUAUCUCAUUGGAGUGUAGGCCGCCACUUGUCUGUACUAGGGAUAUCAAGCACACCAUCACGGUCAGCACCAUUCACUAGUAAUACAACUUUGUAUCACCAGCCAUCAGGUAGUAAAUUUUCAGUGUAAAUCAGUCUGAAAGAAGUGCUUUGAUGUAUAGAAAGUGCUCUGAGAUACACAAGUCUUCAUAUAAGUAAUAUGUUCAUGCAAAGUUAAGUUGUGCAACAAAUAGCAUUAAAAAAAAUGAUAAAAUAUUGAUAUCAAAUUUGUAAUAAGAACAAAAACCCUCAGAACAACAUCAGCAUUUUUAUCUUUUUGGAAGAAAAAUAACCAAGCCGAUUUUUACUUAAUUGUAGUAUUACAGAACAAAUGUGUGACUCGUCUAAGAGUGAUGGUAGAGCUUUAGUCUUUUUAUUACACUCUAGUUAUGGAUAAACUUGUUACAGAGUACAUAACCAGAUUUAUUACUUAUUCUUAUUGACUUUUAUUAUAAUUAUUAUUAAAUGCAAACUAUAACUCUUGUAUCAUUAGUACGAUAUUGUUACAUGUGGAGCUUUACUAAGUAAUCUCCCGUGUAGGAGAGAAUGUGUGUUUAGGGGGGCAAUCAGUACUUCUACAUUAUAUAAAUAUUGGUUUUGAAUGUUGAAUGCAUUGCGAUAUACAAGUCCCUUUUUUUUUGAGUUAUUGAUAAUAUGUGCAAUAUUGAUUGUGAUGUUUUUGCCAAUUUUAAUAAGGUUUCCCUUCCUCAUUCAAUCCUACAGCCUCUUAGCUGUGUAUUUCGGUGUUAACCAAUGAUAUCAAUCAGAGAGAAGAAACAAUUUACUUGAUGUCAAUCAUACUGAAACCUUUAUUCUUCUUUUGUAGCAUCUGGAUCCAUUGUAAUCCUGAAAUACUCAGGCUGGGUCCUUGUAUCGCUACCACUCCUACAUGUAGUUUAUAUACACUAUAGAUUUGUGCAUAUCCGUUUACAUUUUAACAUGUUUAUCUAUUAUGGGCAUAUUUAGAUGUAUACCAUACCUUUUUGCUGAAUAUGAAUGUAUUUCACUCUUAAAAUUGUAUAUAUUUUGAAAUUAUUUAGUUUUGAACAAAAAUGUUAUACACUAUUUUAUGAUAUAGAUACGUUAUUUCCAGUGUGUGUGUUCUUAUCUUCAUGUUGACUUCUCCUGUGACACUUAAGGUUAACCCUUAAGAAACAUUUUAGGUCCCCCAAAAUUGCAUAGUAACAUUUUAGGCCCCCUGCCCGAGUCGAUAGUAACAUUUUUGGUCUGAUAGUAACAUACCAGGGUAUAUUAGGUAACUACGAGAUAAUGACAUUGAAUGUUACCCAGGUUGAUGAUUAUCCAACAUAUUAUUUGUUUUAAGACUUUGAACCUGAAGUUGUCACUCCAAGUUUGCUCAUUCCUUUGAUAUCUUGAUCGUCUUCGUCAAUGUUGUGUACACCCACCCUCCCCGUCAUCUUCAUCAUCAUUGUAUUCACCCUUCUCCCUGUCAUCUUUCUUUUCCCCGUCAUCUUUCUUCUCCUCGUCACCUUACCAUCAUUGUAUUCAUCCCCCUCCCGUCACCUUAAAAAUCAUUGUAUUCACCCCCCUCCCGUCAUCUUAAACAUCAUUAUAUUCACCCUUCUCCCCGUCCUUACCAUUGAAAUAUGCAAUUUUUAGCACUACCCGAACAAUACCACAUUCCCCCUUUACCCUGUACCUGGAGUUCUCGCUUAAACCCCGCCCUCCAUAUUCCUGUUUUCGUAGAUGGUAUAGGUAUGUUAGUAUCAGUAUGCUGUACAAUAUCUUGUUCAUAGAGGACUCCAUAACAUGGCCUAUUAAUGGUGUUCAUAAUAAGUCCCAUCAUAUCCAAAAACAACUUCCAGCUUGUGACUUUUUCGAACCAACAAAUGGGACACGGUGAAGAGUGGUGUUGUUAAGAGUUUCUGUGGGUUAAAACGGAAAUGGAAAAAUAUUUCCAAUAAAGGUUUCGACAUUGGGACACAAUCUCCUGAUAUAUAUGAUGCGACGUGUUUGUGUGCGGUUACCGGUGCAGUAGUUUUCGCAGACUUCAUGUUACAGCUGUGAGCUAGUAAACUGUACAACGUAAAUCAAAACAACUAAAUUAGGCAGUUUAUAAUCACGACUUCAUAAGAUGACAUUUGUUGUCGUGGUUUUACUGGAUUUAACUUUUUAUCAUCAUAAAACCUAGGGCCAUGGCAUUAUACAUUGUUGUACCUGAAGAUUGCUAGAGUGAAGGCCAUCAAGUUUGUUUUAGUCACGAGUCGGAUGUUCUGAAAACUUCAAAUAAUUUUUUUUCAAAUCUAUGUCCUUGACACAUAUAUGACAUCACAAGUAAUUUUUUCCUGAAUGAUGUGUAUCUCAUUGAACCAAGGAAGUCCUACAGUAUUGAUAUAUUAGCUUGUUGCUUGGUGAAAUUAUGGACUUUCAUCUUUCUUUAAAGAAAUAUGACCAACAUUCAAGAUUACAGAAGAAAAAUUGUGUAAAAUAUUCUAAUGACUUUCAAUGAUUGACAGUUAGCAAGUGUAGUGAAUUUGGCCUGAAGAAUGUGUAGAGUUGUCAAAAUAAAUAUUUCUGUUCCUAAGUCAAAACUGUAGAAAUGAAACAUGGUGAAAAUUUACAAAUAAGGAAAUAUAUCUGAGAAUGUACUAGAAAUUGUGAGCAUUACGGGCCAUGUGGGCCUUGUGUUACUUUAGAAAAAUAGUUUGUGUAUCGUAAAAAUAGAUUUGGAUUUAGAUGGCUAGCACAAAAAACGGUACAAACUCUUUAACAGUUUAAGUAUUUUUUCACUAUCACCCAAGGAUUGUUUAUUAGUUUUAGUACCUCUAAUACCAAAAUAAUGUUUUAAGAAAAAAAAAACAAAAAAAAAAUGUUUUUUUAAAAGAUUUAACAUGUUCUUUUUCAAACUAAACAGUUUUAAACGAAUUUAGAGAACUAUUAAUUCUUGUAUUAAAGUUUUACCAUGUGUGAAAUCACAAACAUUUUCUCCCUUCCUUGACAGAAGUCACAAUCCAGAAUGCUGUCAUAUGUUUUUUGUAAUUUCCUGGGAAUUGACAUUGAUACUAUCAACAUCCUCAUUUAGAAGUUUUGAUAUCACGAUCCAUCAGUCGAUCAUUUUUUCCAUAUUUUUUAAGUUGCUGAUAACAUCUUUGUUUUCGCCAUUUAUCAGUAUGUGAUGACCUGUAGCUGCUGAAUGGCUACAAAGCGAUAUGCCAGUAAAAUUAACUCUCACCGUUCUCAGUCAUUAGCUUUAGGUUAGGUAACCCAAUACCGUGAAACACUUAUGUCAUUACACUGCAAGUUAUAUUGUAACAAAAGGUUUCUGUUGACCUGGUUCACUUUGACAAGCCCUUCACUUUGGCCAGCGAUAGUUGUGUUGGUUUGUGAUGAGAACAAAAUAUGUUUGAGAUGAGUUAGUUGGGGCAACUGGUAUAUAAUUAUUGACUUUUGUUGAGGUGUACACAAGACUAUACGAACAUGUUCAAGAGUUUGUUCAUUUAGGCGGAAGGCCAAACAUUGUUUGUUUCAAGCAUUCUUCAAAUUAACAUGUUGUGUUAUUGGAUAAUAGGGAAGCAAAGAUUGCUGACCUGUUCGUGCUAAAAAUAGCACGAACAGGUCUGCAAUGCUUGGGGGAAUUUCCCAUCUGAGUUAUUUCUGGCACGUACAGGUCUGCUCACCGAUAGGUGCUUUUGAGGAAAACAGGAAAUUGGCCAAUGAAAAUCUAGUAAACACUCCAGCCAUAUUACAAAUUGUAUUGAAGACAUGUUACAGGUACACUGUACAUCUACAUUGUAUUGAACACAUGUUACAGGUACACUGUACAUCUACAUUGUAUCGAACACAGAUCGAUGGAUACAUUGUGUUGGAGUGGAACUCGUAAACUGUGGAAUAUAUUACAAUAAACUGAAGACAAGCCAUCUUCACUAGCCAAGGUUUACGAUCUGAGUAGACAGAUGGUAAUUCUUCACUAGCGAAGAUUAAGACUAGCUAGGUGACUGAUUUCUGUGUUUCACCAUGUCCCCCAGUUGUUUGAUAUAUUCCACCACUAUUAUCUACACUAGUCACUUCCUUCAUGCUGUUUUCAGCUAAUUACAAUUACACGAUGUACAGUAAAAGGUGUUGGGUAUUUACACAAUUAUAGUUCUCUACGGUUUAACAGUUUAUCUUAGUUAUGGUCAAUUUUUAUAGGAUUUUCUGUACAUUCAAAGGCAAGACAUUCAACAAUAUUCUACUGUGUUUAUCUUAGUUUUUUUUCAACAUCUAUAGACAACUAGGGUGGUGACUGUGGUUUGCUGAGACAGAUAUACGAAGCAUUUGGCACUGUCUUGCAUCAACAGAAGGAAGAUGAAGUCCUAUAGCUUUAAACAGUGUACGUCUUGACUAACUAUUUCAAAUCAAUGCCUGGCCACAAAAAUAUACCAACCUUUGUUUUUUUAGGUUACUGAGUCAAUCUUGUAUUAUUAUAUCACAUGCAAACUGAUUGAUGUCUACACGUUUUAAAUAUAUUCAAGCAUUGUUCCUAGCCUUUUUUAAUACCAAUAGUAAAUGUUAGUUUUCUUGUAGGAAUUAUUUGGUAUCAGUUUUGUAGUAUAGAUCCUUGAAGGAGCCUUUCAUAUUUUCAGAAAUAUCUUGUAAAUAUUUUCACAUAUUUUUUGUCAUCUAAGAAGCAAUCUUGAGACUUGUGUAAAACAAACCAUAUACAUUACUCGGGAGAUGUGCUAUUUCAGCUGUGUGGUACAGCUAGGCCUACCUCCAGUGAAAUAUAUGUUAUGGUAAAGUCACAUUUUGUGCAAGCUGAUAAUCUAAAUAGUUUUGUUGUUUUCUUAGUAAAUGUUUAUUUCCUUGAAUUUGAAACAUUCCCUUUGAAAAUGUUUAUACUUAGAAGUUAGCGGUUAGAUUGAAGUGUAUGGUGGUCUAUACUGUGAAGGAUACGUAUCAGGGUAUUAUUAUUAGUUUGUUUUGUUGUCUGAUCAUGAUUAAAAAGGGGCGGUUGUCUUAGUCAAAGCUAUUACACCUACUCGGUGAUCAUGUUUUCACUAUGCUGAAGGUUACAUUCAAGUCAGCUUCCCUGCAUCUGAUCGACAUCAUCAGCAUCUCAACACAAGAUUCUGAGAAAUAUGUGAAAACCUUUCUGCGGUCUCAUAAGACAUUUGCUCCACUGAAUUGAAACUGCCUGAAAAAUUAUUGUAGUUAUUUAUUAAAAGUGAAUCAUAAUACCUUUAGGUAUAGUGUACUGAUGGAGGUGUAGCUACUAGCUUCUCCAGACGAGUGUCACUUAGUCGUGCCAUAUUUUAAAAUAAUUUACAUAAUUACAUCACCGACUACAACAGACAAAAGAUUACUCUGGUCUGUACUUUAAUUGUACCGUUUAUUUAAACAUUUUUUAAGACAUUUGCUCCAUCAUGUGAAAUGGUAAUUUUACCCGAGAACUUUUCAUGUUUGAUCAGAGUCAGUCAUUUAAUUAUAUAUUACAAAUCUUAUUACAUGCAGGAAAUGUCUGGUGGACAUUUAUAGAACAAAUCUUUUACUCAUUUAAAUUAUGAUGAAUUUAGUUAUUUAGAUUUAUUGAUAUGAAAUUUUAAGAGUUAAGCGAUAACGUUGAUACAAAGAGGAAUUAUAUAUACUAGUAGUUUGUAGUGCUGCUGCUAAAUUGAAGCCUGCAGGUCAGCGAGUUGGUUACAUAGCCAGUUUAUACUGGUAAUACAUGUUAAUAAAUACACUAAAGACCCUUUCUCUUUCAAACCCAUUUCAGCACUUGAGCCACCCAUUUUUUCAUAUAUUAGGUGUUGUAUACAUUUCUUCAUUAAAUUUUUUUCGAUCGUGUAUGUAUGUGAUGUAGUGCUUAUACAAUUUAAAUGUAUCCCUUUUGAAUAAAACACAUCUCAAUUCUCAUUA